Messenger RNA from Rodentolepis nana, 1842 nucleotides. The record is from the annotation of a GenBank genome assembly. Lineage: Eukaryota; Metazoa; Platyhelminthes; Cestoda; Cyclophyllidea; Hymenolepididae.
AUGGCUUCGGUUAAUGGUACUCAGUCUCUAGAAGACAUGAUAACGGAGAUCACGAGCCCUCUUACGACUCAUAUGGAUUUAAAUGCCUUCAAGAAAAUAUAUGAUAGAAUAAAUAUUGAUCCACAUGGUCCAGAAUUAGCGCUUCGACUUCUUGCCCAUAAAAUACAAUCUCCAGUGGAAAAAGAAGCGCUUAGCACUUUAGUGAUCUUGGACUUGUGUGUUCAAAACUGCGGUCCUAAUUUUCAUAGAGAGCUGGGCAAGUACAAAUUUUUAAAUGAAAUGAUGAAAGUUUUGCUGCCCAAGCACCUUGGUUUAAAUACUCCUCAAAGUGUUCGCGAAAGGUGCAUUAUGCUUAUGUUUGUUUGGCAACGAGAUUUUGGCGAUAAAUAUCCGAAACUAAAGGAAGCAUAUCAGGCGCUGAAAGCACAGAAUAUCAUCACCGAAGAUCCAGUCAUUCAAGACGAUUCCGAGAGGAAUAGGGAUAGAAUGGCUAACAGAACUGACAUCUUCGGUAAUAGUCGCUACAAGGAUAAAUUGGCUAGACUGCUAAAGAGUAAAAAUCCAGAGGACUUUCGGGAAGCUAAUGCAAUCAUCAAGAGCAUUGUUAACGAAGAGAUAGUGGCGAAUAUUAAACGGACACGCCCAACUAUCUUCGAAUUGGCUCUCACCGAUGAUGAUCGUGUGGAGGGAUUUUUGACUGAUGUUAUCGAAACAUGCAGUCGUGCAUCCAGUGUUCUUGAACGGUAUGAAGUUGAAGUCCUACACAAACCCCCUUCUACAGUUGAAGAUCCCGCCAUAUUCUUAGUAGACAAGCACGAAAAUCGCCUGCCACCUUCUCAACCGACUUCAAAUACAUCAGCCGAUGACCUGCUAACAAUGUCCCCGAGUACCAACCACGAACUUCUGCAACAGGAUCUUUUGAAUUUGGGCAUUGGUGAUUCACUUUCUCCUCGAAAUCAAUCUCCUUCACUCUCGGCUGCUCCGAAGUCCUCAGCACAGUCCAAUGUGAAUUUAUUGGACAGACUACUGUCCAACUCUCCCAAAAAUCAGACGCAACCACCACAGUCCUCCCAAAACAUUGCUCUAAGAUCCACGCUAAAUUCCAACGCACCACCACCACCACCAGGCAACAUUGCUUCGUCGAGGAGUUCAAUCUCAGCACCACCAAGUAAAAAGUCUGCUACAAAUAUCUUCAGCGAGCUCGAUAUGGUUGGUCGUGUGGUGUUCGGAAUGCCCACUCCUGAAAGUGGUAGUCUUGGAGCGCCAAAAGCAAAUUCUUCUUCCGGUUCCUUGAAUUCCAUGGCAUCAAAAACUCCCGAGCCUGCUAAACAGCUGCCAUCUGAAGUAGUCGAACGACAACAACAACAACAACAAGAAGCUUCAAUAGAACUUCCUUCGCUGUCAUCACUCCCCGCUAUCAACACAUCUGCAAUCCAACCGCAUCCCACUCACAAUCAGCCAAUUCGAGUCUUUCCGGUAGAAGGUGGUAGUUCGGUUGAUGGUGAAGAGGGUGGUGCUUCGGUAGAUGUUAUGCUCCACUGCACGGCCAAUAAGCCGCAUCCUUCUGUGGUGGUUUUCGUUGCAGUGGUUACCAAUCGAAGUGCUCUUCCACUUACUAAUCUUCUGCUUCGAUUUGGAGUGGAAAAGCCUCUCAAGGUUCGCCAGCUUGAACUGUCGUCUUCUCAUCUCCCUGAGUUUUGUCCCUUCCUUCCACCAAGUCCUGCACAACAGACAAUCUACGUUCAACGACCUCCGACACUUGAGGUGAGUUAUCUUCAACACCGCCUUCCUUUUAUCAUUGCGGAGGGGGGGGGGGGUUUCUACUGCUCUUUUGUCACGUAG